Molecule: messenger RNA, 2105 nt
Organism: Effrenium voratum
Lineage: Eukaryota; Dinophyceae; Suessiales; Symbiodiniaceae
Source: the annotation of a GenBank genome assembly
AGCUCAAGGCAUGGAACCCCAUGUGCCUCAUGUGAGCAUCUCCAUUUAUUGCAGUGUACCUCGACUGCAUUGAGGUUCAGGAAGCGUAGACAUUGAAGAUCAGAAAGGUGAGAUCGAUGAGCCUGUUUUCCAUUGCAUGCUAUUUGUUAGUGGAUUUUGCCGCAGCUUCCUACAAGGAAGUGCGGGCUCCUCCAUCUGUCCUCUUUGACGACGACCCGUGUGCAGAUGGCUCCAGCUCCAUUGGCAGCUUCCAAUGCGGCACUGCCCUUCUGCAAAGCAGCAACGGACGACGUGCACCUCGCCAGGUGCCGGGCAAGAAGGCAGCCCUGCAACAGACAGAGGCAGCAGCACUCUGGGCAGCUGUGUCGGAAUUGGCAGAGCUGGCGGCAUACAAUGCAAGCCUCAUGGGAGAGCUUCGCCUGAUGACUGGUCAUGCUGCGAAACAGAUGGAGGCCAAGGCGCCUCAUCUCCAACGUCAGCGGGACCAGCGCCUGAAGCUCCUGCAGGAGCAUUUGGAGAGCUUUGCUCUCUGCGACAAUGACCUUCGGAGCAGACAAGAAGCUGCUCAAAGGUUAAAUGCCACAUAUGUGGAAUGGAGCCUUGUGCACAAGGAAUGUGAACGCCAAGAACGCGAGCUGAAAGCUGAUCUCAGCAAAUGCACGGACCUGCUUGGCCAACAGCUCAGCAGUCCUGAGCCUGUCGCCACUGGAGGCCUUUCGCCUGCACGCGGUCCUCAGCAGAAGUGUGAAGAGGAAGAAAGGCGGCUGCAUAGGAAGCUGGCGGAGUGUUCGUCGUUGGCGCAAGUGAUGCAGUCGACUAGAUGCUCACGAGCAUCCCAGGUCGCAGGAAUUUGCGACAUGUACAAGGUGUGUCGCUCGGGCAUGUCGAUGGCGUAUGCGAAAGCACAGAAAGCUGCACAAGCCCAUCAUGACGCUCAAAAGGCGGAUUGGCUUGGACUGCAAGCUGUGCAGUGCCUCCAAGGAGUUUUGAGUGAAGGCGUGAAUUCGUCUCAGCUGGCGCUGGAGCUGGAGAACUGUCGCAAGGCCCCGGGGCCACCCAGCCAGGACCCUCCGCCAGCUUUGGAGUGCGUGGAGAUGGAAGAUAGCCCUUGCGUGGAGGAGACCGGAAUGGGCCAUCCUCGACCAGAUGGUGUUGAUGCUGAUUUGGCCAAGGAGGCCGCAGGUGGUGUGUCGUUGAUGCAAGAGGGCAUUGAGAUGGACGUAGUGCUCCCCCACACGAUGCAGCAGGCCUUCUUCGGGCCAUUGGCCACGCCGGUGUGCUUGAUGGUGACGGAGUUCACGGUGCUGAUGCUGAUCGUCAGGUGCUUGCUGACACUAAGAGAGAAGAGGGAGGUGGACGCUCCCAAAUCGGUGGAUGCAUGGUGCGUCAAUAGCCAAGAAGGCGCUGAUUCACCUGCGAAUGGUUGGCUUUGUGCCGAGCUCAUGGUGCCCCGACGGAGUAGGUGUGCUAUAUCCGUGCCGCGCAUGUGCCAGCAAUCAGGUUGGUCAGCCUUGGUAACAGACAAGAUGGGCCAAACUUUGUUUCGCGCAAGCACUGCGCAGGUGGAUGACGAGUUGCAGCUUAGCCUCAGUCGUUUGGACGGCAGUGUGCUUGCCUUGUGCCACAUGCAGCAGGAGAAGGAGACAGGGCGCCACUGCUGCCAUAUUUUCCAGGGCGGAAUCAGCCUAUUUGCCUCCAUGGCGUGGGAAGACGCGCAGGCCUCAUGGUUCUCGCGAGCUUCCGCGGAGGAAGGUGCCUUCGUCGUCCGCAGCGAAACCUCUCAGACUUUGAUGCGGGUCUCUGCAAGCAACGGAACGCCUCUAGUACUCCGAGACGGUCUCGGGAGACCCGUGGCUGAAGUGCAGAGGAGUGAGCACCCGGCCACCUUGCGCAUUGAGGUGAACUCCGAGAGCAGCACUGACCUGGGGCUGGUAACAGCAGCGGCGCUUUUCGUGGAUAGCUUGCAGAGUGCCUCUCUGUGACUCUGGCCUUGGCCUGCUCGGAAACUCGGUGGGCGGUUUGGCGGUUUGUGCGCUGCCGGGCUAGCGCACCCACUUUCCCCACGCCGAUGUCCAAGCGACGAUUUUCUCCAGCGGCAGGUAAAA